UCAUGUAGCACCGACACUUCAACAACGUAACAUGAAAUGCAAUGAGAUGAACAGCCUUCUAACUGAGUUCAUGUUCUCUCAUGAAAUCCCAUUUACUUGUAGGAUUACCACACCGAGGGGUGCGUCAGAACAAGUGUGACAGCUGGAAGACAACAUUCUCUGUGUUGUGUGGUGGAAAACAUAGCAGAUGCCACUCACAGAUUAGCAGCUCAAGACGGCAAUGUUUAUUAAGAUCAGCAUGCAGAACCUCCCGCACCCAUUUCUCUAGUUUCACAGAAUAAUGAGGCGCACGGGACUUACAGUUCGUCCGGGACACUGCUGUGACGGCGAUCCACAGGAGCAGAAGUCGUCCACGCAUCCUUCACUGCGGCAGGGAUCCAGCACGAUCACAAACCCACAGUCAGACCCUGAAAAGCCCGACCAGAAUCACGUCAGGAGAGGGAACACAGGUAAGAGAGAGCUGUAUCUCACCAGCCUGGCGAGCUGCGGGUUGAGAGCAGCCCUGGUCACAGGCUGCCAAUUCACUGCGGACUUGCUGUUGGGACACAGAACACCGCAGACAUCAAUCCGCACCACUGAUCCGGACCUUAUUUUUAGCCCUCAUUCGAGGUCAGCAAGUCUGCCCAAGAAUCACCUGCAGGUGAAUUAAGACCUAAUCCGAGCAAACACCCUGCCACCCUGAAUCCUUAAUCACCGCCGCCCACACGGACGUCUGGACUGGUUCCGCACACACCACGACAUGGACACCAGGCGCUUCUGUGAGGAGAGGCUGAGCACCGCAGCGUUGUGACCAGCGCGGUCAAUAUCCAGGUGAACAGACAGCGCGCGCGCAAGGACCCUUUCUAAGACAAAUAUAUGUAUAUAUGCAUAUACAGUAGAGGCUGGCGCAAGUGUCUGACGUUUAAAAACGGCAUUGAGGAAAAGACGUGCGAGAACUUACGAGGAGUCAACAGUCAGAUGGAGCCGGAUUUGGAAAGCGCUGCUGAAUCACAGGUGUGUCGAGCGCCACCGUUGACGUCGUUCUACAGCUACAGCCCACCUGCUUGAGCGCCCUCUGCUGGAGGUUGAGAGCAAUCCUUUCAGAAUCAUAGUGGUCAAAUAAUUGUUUUUAUGUUAUACAGACAUUUUGUUUGUGUGUGUGUGUGUGUGUGUUAAAUGACUGUCAAAGCCUCCGCUCACAAGUCCCAUGGCGAGAAAGGCAUCAUGAAAUAAAGAUGCAGUAUGACGUGAAACAGAGAAACAGAACCACCUUGUUACUUACUGAAUGUUACUCAAUGAAACACAAAAGUCAUCAAUGGAGAUCAAACGCAUUCAUCCAUGAAGGUCUGGACGCGGAGUCACACUCAAAACUGAAGUGGAAAAACACGCCGUGGCUCAGUAGUGUGAGCAGUGUAUGACCUCCCGACAACGCCUGGUCCAUGCUCCUGAUCAGGGCCACUCCUGCAAUUCUGUGGUGCAACGUUGCGGACAAUUCAGUCCAUGGCAUCAGUUGCUUCUCUUACUUACACUGCAGCCACAUGAGGCCAGCAUCGUCUUGCAUGAAGAGGAACCGAGGGCCAACCACUCGCCUCAUCUCAUGGUAGGUAGGAAGAAGAAGUGGAGCCAGUGAGCAUGGAAGCCUGUUCUUCUCACCAAGACUAUGCUGUCUCUUAGUGACACAACUAAGACGAGCAAUGUCACUGAGACAGCAAAGUCGAUCACUGUCACUGAUGAGGCUGCGGGUCCGGACAGAGUUUCCCCUGCCAUCCUGAAGCAUUGUGCUGCUGAGCUGGCUCCAGUGUUCACUGACAUCUUCAAUGCUUCCUUGGUGUCCUGUCAUGUUCCUGCCUGCUUUAAGUCCUCCACUAUCAUUCCUGUUCCCAAGAAGACCAGGAUCACAGGACUGAAUGACUACAGACCGGUGGCACUGACGUCUGUGCUCAUGAAGUCCUUUGAGCGCCUGGUUCUCUCUCACCUGAAAUCUAUCACUGCUUCUCACCUGGACUCAUUGCAGUUUGCCUACAGAGCCAACAGAUCUGUGGACCAUGCAGUGAACCAGGCCCUUCAUUUCGUUCUGGAGCAUCUGGACUCCCCAGGAACCUAUGCCAGGAUCCUGUUUGUGGACUUCAGCUCUGCCAUCAUCCAGUCCAUCCUCACCUCCUCCAUCACCGUCUGGUGCAACAGCGCCACCUCCAGGGACAAGAGCAGACUGCAGCGCAUCGUACGUUCUGCUGAGAAGGUGAUGGGUUGCAGCCUGCCACCUCUUCAGGACCUGUGUGUCUCCAGGACCCAGAUCAUAGCCUUCGACCCUUCUCGCCCUGGACAUGGACUGUUUGUUCCUCUUCCCUCUGGCAGGAGGCUGCGGUCCAUCCAGACCAGAACCUCCCGUCACAGGAAUAGCUUCUUCCUCUUGACCAGCCGUCACACUGUUGAGUUCCUGAACAGCCUUUGUUUGUGGGUUAUUUUAUUUUAUUUUUUGACAGCACUUUAUCCCAAAGCACUUUCCUAGAUAAUAGGAUCCCCACUGACCAUGGCAAUAAAUGUGACUCUGAUUCUGAAAAACUGGUCCAACAGUAAAAACUGUUCAUGAAAGCACCUGUUGAAGUGGUUUUGACAAUUAAUUGCAACAUUAUAUGGCAAUACUUUUAUUUACACUUCAUUGAUAUAUUCUCAGCAGAUUAAAUAAAAUAUAGUCUUUUUAUUUCAUGAUAUUUAGACAUGGUUUUAUUCUAUUUAUU
This is a messenger RNA of Synchiropus splendidus (mandarinfish), 2717 nucleotides long. RefSeq lists its product as uncharacterized. The transcript has 2 exons. The record is from RefSeq and is a predicted model, not a curated record. The coding region runs from base 1640 to 2488 and encodes 282 amino acids. Lineage: Eukaryota; Metazoa; Chordata; Actinopteri; Syngnathiformes; Callionymidae.